UACCAUCCUUUGAUAUGGAUCCAUACAAAGAUCUGCCGCAUGAAACAUUGACCAAUGAUGCUGCUCACGGCAGCCCCCUUGAUCUGACCAGCUCGAUGGAGGCAGAAGAAACAGGUUGCUGUCUUGUUCACCUCCCCCCCCCCAGCGAUCGCUCGUAACCUACCUUUAGCAUAUACACAUGGACUGUGCACAAACUGAUCUGUUUCCGCUACCAGAAGAAGCUCUUCUAAACAAGCUUGAAGGAAUCCAGAGGAGAAACAAGAUCCGACGUCAGAUUCUUGCAGCCUGCCAAGAGUCUAUUCAGAUCAUGGAGCAGAUCAAGGCGUAUGAACUCAAGAGCCAGGUGGACGAGCUCACAAUCGAGAACGCCGCACUGCUCCAGAAGAUUGGUUUUCUUGAGGGAAAACUAGCUAAACCGCAGGGUGAUGGAAGCAUCUCUAAAGUUUGCGACAGUCAGAAUCAGAAUCAAAGAUCAAUGAAGGAGCAGACAAAUAUCAAGAAUGAUCCAGCUUCCGGCCGAGGUCCUUGCAGGCUCGCCCACAAUUCGGAGACGGUCGUGGCCGUCCCCAGAGCAUCCAAGAGCCAAGACAAGCCCCACCCAUCUUCUCAGUCGCCGAGGCCUGCAACGGCGGUGUUGGAAAUGUUGCCGGCAGACCCCAAGUCAGCAGCGGAGCCGCAGCAAACCCGGGCAGAUCAUGAGGCUGAACUCGCCUCUGGACCCGACGACAUCGAACCGCUCUCAGGCAUUGCUUUGCGGAAUCGAGUGACUUCGGCCGCCAUUUUCACUAGCAGAAUGGCUGGCCGACGACUGAUUCGACUGGGAAAUGUCACCGUUGAAAGCAAAGGCACGGAAAGUAUUGCAGGUGACUGGGUCACCGUGGGCAUAAUCGGCAACAAAUCUGAGCCCAGAACCAGCAAGAUUCAAUCAAAGUACAUUGUCGUGACCUUGACUGAUCUGAAGGGAACGGCUCUGAAUCUGUUCUUGUGGAAGUCGGCCUUCGAAAAGCAUUGGAAAAUAUUGCCUGGGACGGUCGUGGCGAUGCUGAAUCCCCGGAUCAAACUGCCAACUCAGACUACCGGGGUCCUCGGGUUGAAUCUUGAUGAUUCAAACCAGCUCAUGGAGAUUGGCACAAGCAAGUACUUUGCUUACUGCCAAGGACUCAAGCGAGUGGGAUCACUGUGUCAAGAAAUUAUUGAUCUCCGCCACGGGGAGUAUUGCAAGUUCCAUGCAACACACGCCUAUCGACAAGCAAAGUCGAAUCGCCCAGAGCUUUCGCUGAGUGACUCGGUCACUCCUUCUCAUAAGGAGCUCUCAAAGCGAAUGCACGCAAGGAACCAUAUGGCAAUGGAUUCAUCGUACGUUAUGAAAAGUGGCGAGGUGCUUUCGAUCUCAGACAGCGGAUGUGCCCACAGGCAGAAGGGCCAAGGCGGAAAGCGUGAAUCAGUAGUGAUCGAGGAGCAGAUGAUGCAAAUCAUCCAAUUCGAUUCAUCCGCCGGAGCACGAGCACUUAAACGGGCGCGCGGAAUUGAAGUCGAAGAAACCGGAGCAGAUCCGAAACUUAGACUCGUGAGCAACGACUUUGUGAGUCGCAUGGGCUUUGAUCCUAUCACUGGCCAAACGGUGCGCACCAAGCCCAUCGCCCCGGGGCCCAAGGCGACGACGGAAUCGACCGAUGUUUCCAGAGGCGUUAUCCUGGACAUGGACAGCGAUGACGAAGGCAGCAGCAACCAAGACAGCCUGUUCCAGAAAUUCAUGGAGCGGAAGAAGACGGGGAAUAGCACCUGAAGACGUAGCAGGGUCGUGCGAGACCCGGGAGAGGCAUCAUUUUGCUUGCCAAUUGCCCCUCUGUUUUCUGGACCCCAAAUGCACAAAUCCAGUAUUCUACAGUUGUUCCAGAAAACGGGACUUUGCCCCUUUCUCUGGCAUCAGAGGCCUGGAGCCUGGUGAACUUUAGUAGGCCCUGGUGAGCAAGCCGUGUGAUUGCUUCGUUUCUGGUUGGAAAACACCGCCCCGAAUCCACCCGGUCGAUCUCCUGUGGCGACGAUCUCCUGUGGCAACGAUCUGCUGGCAUGCCGGGACCAUGUUCCUGGCUGCAUCGAUGGCUCGAUUUGGGGGUGGAAUCGCUCGAAUAUCAAGUCAACCUGACUCCCCGUGGGUUGGAAGCGUAUCUCUUCCUUUGCUCCCACGAAGCGUUUCCCAGGCGAUCACAAUGUUGGUCUUCUUGGGCACACUGUUUGGCCA
Messenger RNA from Polychytrium aggregatum, 2242 nucleotides. RefSeq lists its product as uncharacterized. Gene Ontology annotation, biological process: DNA replication; DNA replication initiation. Gene Ontology annotation, cellular component: replication fork protection complex; nucleus. The record is from RefSeq and is a predicted model, not a curated record. Gene Ontology annotation, molecular function: single-stranded DNA binding; DNA replication origin binding. The transcript has 10 exons. NCBI's taxonomy places the organism in Eukaryota, Fungi, Chytridiomycota, Chytridiomycetes, Polychytriales. Bases 179 to 1786 code for a protein of 535 amino acids.